AUGUCAGCCAAUUUUGUUGACCUCUUGAACAGUCAACAAGAGAGUGUCGUUCCCGAACCCUGUCCCUAUACGAGUUUUCAACAUGUCGGAUCAUCACAUCUCCCUGAAAAGGCAAGCUUCUGUGAAGACUCAACUACAGAGCGUAGAGAAAGGAAGAAGUGGACAGUCACAGACGAUCUUGUGCUCAUUAGCGCCUGGUUAAACACCAGCAAGGACCCGGUGGUGGGCAAUGAGCAGAAAGCAGGUGUGUUUUGGAGCCGCAUUGCGGCUUACUUCGCAGCCAGUCCAAAGGUGGAAAGAGGUGCAAAGCGAGAGGUUAUUCAGUGUAAGCAACGAUGGCAGAAGAUGAACGAUCUAGUCUGUAAGUUUUGUGGAUCAUAUGCGGCUGCAACUAGACAGAAAACAAGUGGUCAGAAUGAGGCUGACACUGUGAAACUGGCACACGGGAUCUUCUACAAUGAUCACAAGAUCAAAUUUAACCUCCACCAUGCUUGGGAGGAGCUGAGGAAUGACCAGAAAUGGUGUGAAGUUGCUAGUAGGAAGAUUGAUGGAACCAGCAAAAAGAGAAAGUACGAUGAUGGAGCUCAAUCAGAGAGCUCUCAAGCAACGUCCGCUCUCGGUAAUCAACCCACCAAACGCCCUCCUGGUGUUAAGGCGGCGAAAGCAGCCUCUGGUAAGAGAAGCAUCGCAGUUGACCAGGCUGCCUCUGAGUUUCAGACCAUGUGGACUAUUAAAGAGAAAGACAUGGCUGCGAAAGAGAGACUUAAGAAGAUGGGGUUGCUUGAGAGUCUCAUAUGCAAGAAAGAGCCACUUUCUGAAUACGAGGAAGAGCUAAAGAAGAAUCUAAUUAGUGAGAUGUUGGGUAAUUAG
This is a messenger RNA of Brassica oleracea var. oleracea, 870 nucleotides long. RefSeq names its product glutathione S-transferase T3-like. The record is from RefSeq and is a predicted model, not a curated record. The coding region runs from base 1 to 870 and encodes 289 amino acids. The transcript has a single exon. Lineage: Eukaryota; Viridiplantae; Streptophyta; Magnoliopsida; Brassicales; Brassicaceae.